Messenger RNA from Peromyscus leucopus (white-footed mouse), 769 nucleotides. RefSeq names its product nucleophosmin-like. The transcript is spliced from 3 exons. Gene Ontology annotation, molecular function: chromatin binding; histone binding; RNA binding. The coding region runs from base 16 to 567 and encodes 183 amino acids. Gene Ontology annotation, biological process: ribosomal large subunit export from nucleus; positive regulation of transcription by RNA polymerase II; chromatin remodeling. The record is from RefSeq and is a predicted model, not a curated record. Gene Ontology annotation, cellular component: ribonucleoprotein complex; nucleoplasm; centrosome. NCBI's taxonomy places the organism in Eukaryota, Metazoa, Chordata, Mammalia, Rodentia, Cricetidae.
UUCCCAUCUGAAGCAAUGAACUAUGAAGGCAGUCCAAUUAAAGUAACACUGGCAACUUUGAAAAUGUCUGUACAACCAACAGUUUCUCUUGGGGGCUUUGAAAUUAUACCACCUGUGGUCUUAAGGUUGAAGUGUGGUUCAGGGCCUGUGCACAUCAGUGGACAGCACCUAGUAGCUGUAGAGGAAGAUGCAGAGUCAGAAGAUGAAGAUGAGGAGGAUGUAAAACUUUUAAGUAUGUCUGGAAAACGAUCUGCUCCUGGAGGUGGUAACAAGGUUCCACAGAAAAAAGUAAAACUUGACGAAGAUGAUGAGGAUGAUGAUGAUGAUGAUUUUGAUGAUGAGGAAGCUGAAGAAAAAGUUCCAGUGAAGAAAUCUGUACGAGAUACCCCAGCCAAAAAUGCACAAAAAUCAAACCAAAAUGGAAAAGACUUAAAACCAUCAACACCAAGAUCAAAGGGUCAAGAGUCUUUCAAAAAACAGGGAAAGACUCCUAAAACACCAAAAGGACCUAGUUCUGUAGAAGACAUUAAGGCAAAAAUGCAAGCAAGUAUAGAAAAAGCGCAUUGAACAGUCCUGGGCACUACUGGUAAAUUAAGCCCAAAGAUGGGGAAAGAGGAAAAGGAGAAACAAAUAUAGUCCAUACUGAGUACCAUCCACAAUCCAGACUGAAGUCUUCUAUUUUAAUCUCAAUCCCCUUUCCUGAUUGGCCAUCCAUUCCCCCUUGCACGCUGGAAGCAAUCUCUUAUUUUCCUAAAGCAUUUUUCUUUCA